ACGUUUGUCGUGAUUUUUUUUACAAUUAAAAAAAAUAUUAGUUUUUUAAAAAAAGUGCGACAAAUGCAAUUUGAUCUAAUUAUUUACAUAUAAAGGAAGUCAAUAUUUACCAAAAAAAGUUCCAAUUGAAUUAAAAUGAAACACGUUCGGAACAAACAAACGUGUUGCAAAGUCGCAAUUCUGCUUAUCUCUGGACUAAUGGUUACACUGAUACUUAUCGACAGCUUCAAUAAUCGGAAUGUCGUCACUCCGCCGAGCAUAGAUAAAAAUCUGAUAAUCAAUAUCAGCGAAAAACACAAAAGUUAUCCUGAAAAUCAGUUCAACUAUUCAACCAGCUUCAAGGAAUAUUUUCCCUAUAACGAAUACAGUUCCUUUUGGAAGAAAAUUCAAACGCAAUGUGCUCCAUUUCCUGAUAUUUUCGACUUGAAUUUCCACAAUACUUAUUGGCAACGCUUAUCGCCAAAGCCAGAUGUUCAUGUCGAUAUGUUUCGCGCGUAUUAUGACGAUCGCGCCAUCUUGAAAGCACCUGUGAUUCGGAUCAUUGCCGCCAUUAAUGUUGUGGCGCCCGAUUUUAAACUUACCUGUCAAAUGUGGUUUGAUCCGCAUAAAGAAGCGACCUUCACUACAGUUUCGGGCUAUAAUAUGAUUUGGAAUCAGAAUUACAUCAAGAUCAAAGAUGGAACCUUCAUUGGCUUCCUCAUAACUUGCCCUAUUCCAGAAAAUGCGACAAAAACUCCGUUGGUUGUUUCGUUGGUGACAAACAAAUGUGACAAAGCGACAAACAGUUUGAAAGUGGAAAAUAAUCGACCGCCAGAGGGCAUGCCGAAGAAAGAUUUCGCUGUUUGUGUUAAAGGAAUGGAUUUCCUAACAGAAGAUCUUUCAAUUCCUUUAGUUGAGUUUGUGGAAACGAAUUUGAUGUUCGGAGUGGAUAAAAUUGUAACUUACAACUUGGGAGUUCAUCCGAAUAUGACAGAUGUUUUGAAUUAUUACAUAAAGGCGGGAAAAAUGGAAGUUCAUCCGAUCUCACUUCCCGCCAAUUAUCCGAAUGAUCCGUUUUUGCGCCAUCUGUUCCUCAAAAGUCGUCAUACGAUUAAAAUUCUUCAGGAACUAAUUCCGUACAAUGAUUGCUUCUACAAAAAUAUGCAUUUGUACAAGUACAUCAUGCUACUUGACAUCGAUGAGGUUUUUGUUCCUACUGUCGCAAAUAAUUACAAGGACAUGCUGCAAAACUUUACGGGACGAUUUUCAUCAAUUUUUGCCCAUAAUAAGAUUUUUGUCCGGAAAAGUAGUGAUAAAAACUUUAAUGAAAUGCUUCCGCGACAUUUAGAUUUCUUACAAACCACAACAGUAGCGAAAGAUUACGAGAAACCGUACAUCCUGAAUGUGAAAUCAUUUUUCAAUACAGAGGAAACUCUGACACUGAAUAAUCACAUGCCUUACGAAUGCUUUGGGAAAUGUAUCAGAAAGGAACUUAAACAGGAUGCGGGACAGUUGAAUCAUUACAGGAAGAAGUGUGAUAAUUAUAACAAUAAAGAGUGCAAGGAAAAAGAUUAUCUAAUGGAGAAAAAUGAGGCGAUGUUAAGGUUUAAAGAUGAAUUUAUUGAAAGGACGAAUAAAGUGUUGAAAGAGUUGCAGUUGAUAUGUUAAAAAAAAUAUUUAAAUUUUUAAGUGCUUUAAAAAUAAGCUAAAAGUGAUUUAAAAAAGGAUAAAAUUUAAAAAAUAUGAAAAAAUAAAAAAAAAACGAAAAAUAUAAAAUAUUAGCGUUUGAUCGCCAUCUGGUAGUGAAUAGUAAAACCAAAGUUGAAUGGUAUAAAAAUUCAAAUUUAUUGAUGUAAAA
Molecule: messenger RNA, 1837 nt
Organism: Culicoides brevitarsis
Lineage: Eukaryota; Metazoa; Arthropoda; Insecta; Diptera; Ceratopogonidae
Exons: 2
Coding region: 136-1647 (503 amino acids)
Cellular component (GO): cytoplasm
Molecular function (GO): glycosyltransferase activity
Source: RefSeq, a predicted model, not a curated record